AUGCUACCCAUAAGAAGUCAAGAAAUGAUAGCUUACUCCUGCUCCGAUGCUCUUCUGGGUCCUCACAGAAGCAGUACCCGGUACCACUACCAGGGUGUCAAGAGAAAGCUGCGGCCUGGGCGGAUGCUGGGCUUCAUCAUCAGCCUGGUGGCUGUCUGCACAGUUUGUUCGUUGAGUGCCUUGUCGCUGGCCACAGCAGUGGCAGCUGAGCUGGAAUCAGCUGGUCAGGGCUCAGGUGAUGCAGCAGUGCCCCAAAGAACUCUUCUGCAGCACCACAACCUCUCAGCAGCCCCAGAAGAUACACCUGUGGCCAUGAAGUCAACUGACUUGGAGAUGAAUCAAGGGGACUACCCAACAGACUACUUCAGUGUGGAGGACAGACGCCAGGGCUAUGUGGUGUUUCAUAUGUUUGGAAUGUUGUACAUGUUCAUAGCCUUAGCCAUCGUUUGUGAUGAGUUUUUUGUUCCUGCGCUCACUGUCAUCACAGAGAAGCUGGAGAUCUCAGAUGAUGUGGCUGGAGCCACCUUCAUGGCAGCAGGUGGCUCAGCCCCAGAGCUCUUUACCUCUGUCAUUGGAGUGUUCGUAUCCCACAGUAAUGUGGGUAUUGGUACUAUUGUGGGGUCAGCUGUCUUUAACAUCCUGUUUGUGAUCGGGAUGUGCGCCCUGUUCUCCAAGGAGGUGCUGAACCUUACCUGGUGGCCUCUGUUCAGAGAUGUUUCUUUUUAUAUCAUUGGCUUGCUCAUGCUCAUCUAUUUCUUUUUGGAUAAUGAAAUAACAGUGACUGAGAGCAUCAGUCUGCUGUUGUGCUACGGUUGCUAUGUGACAUUCAUGAAGUACAACUCCAGUGUAGAACUUUUCAUUAAGAGCAAACUGGGCAGUAACCAAGUGGAUGAGCUGGAGAAUGCACCAAAGGUUAAUGCAUCUGAAGAUGAUGAGAACAAGCUGAUGGCCAAACCCAAGCUGCAGAGGGAAGGAAGCUGUGCUUCUCUACACAACUCACUGAUGAGAAACAGCAUUUUCCAGCUCAUGAUACACACAUUGGACCCCCUCAGUAAUGAAGGACAAUUCAAGGAGAAGGCUUCAAUUCUUCACAAAAUGGCCAAGAAGAAGUGUAAAGAUGAUGUUAUGAAUGCCAACGGUGUAGCUGAGAAAAACAUCUCCAAAAGUUCAAAGGUUGCAGUGGAAGUCACACCACCCAUGAAUGGCGUUGCUGGAGGAGAUGAGGAUGGCGAGGAAGAGGAUGAUGAAAACCAGCCUCUUAGUCUGGCCUGGCCAGACACCAUUAGGAAACAGCUGACCUACCUCUGCAUCCUGCCCAUCGUCUUCCCUCUGUGGCUGACACUGCCUGACGUCAGGAGAGAGAGUGCUGAGAAAUUCUUCCCCCUCACUUUCAUUGGUUCCAUCAGUUGGAUCGCUUUCUUUUCCUACCUGAUGGUGUGGUGGGCUCACCAGGUUGGGGAGACUUUCUGGGUCACAGAAGAGAUCAUGGGCUUGACUAUAUUAGCAGCUGGAACCUCAAUUCCUGACUUGAUCACCAGUGUAAUUGUAGCACGAAAAGGUCUUGGUGACAUGGCGGUGUCCAGCUCAGUGGGCUCCAACAUCUUUGACAUUACUGUUGGUUUGCCAUUCCCAUGGCUCCUCUACCACAUCAUCAAUGACUUUAAGUCAGUAGAGGUGAGCAGCAACGGUCUGUUCUGUGCCAUCGUCCUCCUCUUCCUCAUGCUCCUCUUUGUCAUCAUCUCCAUAGCUGUUUGUAAGUGGAAAAUGAGUAAGCUUCUAGGCUUUCUCAUGUUCAUACUCUACUUCGUCUUCCUCGUCGUCAGUGUCAUGCUGGAGGACAAAAUCAUCACCUGUCCUGUCACCAUCUAAGAGAGGGACUCCUACUGAAUGUCUGAAAGCGUAUAUUUACUAUGAGUGCAAUAAUAUUCUUUUUCACACACAAAUCAUCUCCUAUCUGUUUUACAGACCUGUACUGUACUUGCAUGCACACAAACAUAUACACACACAAGUUGUUGAUGUCGGUAAGCAGGAGUUGGGAUGUAAACCAACCUUACUGUUUAAACCCAGAACAUCACAACUGUUUAAAAGUGGCAGAAAGUUUUACUCUUUUUUUAAACAGACCUAAGGCCACGCAACAACCUUUCAGUUCUUUUGUAUCAUGUGACUACAGCGUGUAGCCACUACUGGUUGAAAGCUGCUGGAUUCAACUGAUGAACAGCGAACGCAACUCAAGAUGGAUGUGAGAAACCUUUAUUUGUUCAUUUAUUUUAUUUAUUGAUUUAUUUUUUUUACUAAAGAACUGUGAUAGUGUAAGACGAUUCUCUACUACUCAUGCAAGCAACCAAGUAAAGAAUAUAAACUCGAUGUGGGGACUAAAGAAGAGACUUUUUUUGUCAUUUAACCUGUCAGAGGAGUUUUUGCAUUAGGACCAUGGAAAUCUGUCAUGAACGAUCUGAAAGGGCUGACACAAGACUGCAAUAGCUGUCACCAGGAAUGACUGCAAUGUGAUAAACAUAAAAAUGUUCACUGUCGACAGUUUGAGUGUAUUUUCAGAAACAAGUUAAUGUUUAAGAUCAUAAGUGUUAAUAUUUAUCCCAUUCAUAAUAUAGUGCAUUAAAGAUUCAAUAGAUUAAACUGGCUAAGGCUUAUGUCUAAUUAAACAUGAAUAGCCCAGAUGAGAUAUUUGGAUUCAUUUUACUGUAACAAGCUUGUGAACACAACUUUGUCUGUUCAGGCUGCCUUUCCUUUUUACUUUAGUGAGGAAUGACUUUAAUGUCCAGAUUUUGGACAACACUUGACAGACAAAAGAUUAGUGUUUUCUGCUGUAUUGUACUUGUUUUACCUAUUUUGAAAAGUUUUCUUCAAAUUAGGGGUUUAUGGAAGAGAGUGUUUGGCUUCAACUGGUGUUGCUGGGUUUCUUUGACAAUUCUUUGAUGUAAAACCACUCAUGUAUUUAUGCAUUUGAUGCACAGCUCGUGGCCACACUGGUACACUGUUGCACUUGUCAUGGUACCAGCUCAGAAUCCUCUAUAGGGGCACGUUUGUUAUCUUCACAAAAGAACUAUUCCACAUAUGGGCACUUUGAAUCAGGUCCACAGGCAGGUCUGGAGAGGCCCUGUAAGUUGACAGGUAUGUGGAUGUCAGCACAGAGCCUCAUCUACACCCUCUGAUUACAACACUUGCACCAUACAGACAUUACAGUCUAAUGCAAAUGUGCAGACUCUCAUAGUAUAUCUGCCUUAAUGUGAACCAUUGCUUAAGUGGUGAAAUGAUCUGUGCAUGUGAUAGAGCAUGCAUGCUUUUGCCACCAGGGUAUUACAAUUUCCACUCAUAUGCUACAUGAAUCUCAUGAGAACUGAACCAAAACAUCCACAAGUUAAACUAUUAUUUAAGAAAUAAGUCAUGUAGUAUAGGAUCAGGGGUCUGCAAUCUGCUGGUCUGGAGCUGCAAG
Melanotaenia boesemani (Boeseman's rainbowfish) is the source of this 3451-nucleotide messenger RNA. It is a transcript of the gene slc24a2b, whose product is annotated as solute carrier family 24 member 2. The transcript has 9 exons. Gene Ontology annotation, biological process: calcium ion transmembrane transport; long-term synaptic depression; long-term synaptic potentiation. Bases 1 to 1869 code for a protein of 622 amino acids. Lineage: Eukaryota; Metazoa; Chordata; Actinopteri; Atheriniformes; Melanotaeniidae. The record is from RefSeq and is a predicted model, not a curated record. Gene Ontology annotation, molecular function: calcium channel activity; calcium, potassium:sodium antiporter activity. Gene Ontology annotation, cellular component: membrane.